GUAAAGGCGUGGCCAGUCAUAUUUGUGGCAGUUACCUGAGAGCAACAAGAUUAAAGGACGCUGCUGGCGGCGUCUACUUUAAUCUACACAAAAGAAAACAAGAUGGUGGAACAAACAAGACAGCCGAGCCGCGUCGUCUCCCUCCAGGCUGGACCUGGUGAGGUGGACACUGGCACCCUGUUUGAGGUGAAUCUCAGGAUCAAUGACAGGGCCGCACGGGCCUUCGGGCACCAGUUGGCUAUAAUUGGAGACCAGCUGAACCGCGAGUGGGCCAGUAGACAGCCCAACUGGCUACCAACUCCUCUCCACAUGCUGAGACCGGCUCAGGCACUGACCAGGACCAUCUAUCGGGACAUCCACAGUCAGUUAUGGGGCUUCCAGGGUCUGUCUGCAGCAGUGAAGGCCUGGAUAGCGAGCACUGCGCCUGGGCAGGGGAUCCUUAGGGCUGAUGGCUGGGCAGCCUGGGUGUCCAAUUUGAAACCAGUAACCUGCGCUGGCUGGACCAGAGGAGCGCUGGUGACUGUGGCACUGGUGGCUGCAGUGACCAUUUUCGGUGCACUAUGGGUAGAAUGGAAAGCCUAAAGGGCCAUAAGCAGGUCUUUUCGGCCAUCAUAUAUUUGACAUAAUAUUUGCAAAUGAAUGAGGAUUAUUUCUAACUGAUUUGUUUCUGCUGUUUACUUUGACUUCUCUUUUUAUACUAUUUUCAUGAGCGGUAUUGAAUUUGACACUGUGUGAGCGGAAACAGGAGUAAAAACUGUAAGAUUCAUGUGGAAAUUGUUUAAAAUCGGUUUUACAGUGUUGGCCAGGAUAUUGUAGCAGUGACAUGUUGGUUCACAGUUGUAUUAAUGUCAUAAAGCCUGUUUCCUGUGUCUGGACUGUUGCUGGCUUGCAGUCUUUUGUAUCCAGAUUACUUACUUCCUGGUUAAAGGCCAAAUUUUUUUACAAAUGAUAUGUAGCCUGGCUUAAUAUAAAAUGAAGGGAGCUGGACUUUCUGUGCUUUUUUAUGUGUUGCAAAUAAACUUCAAAAUGAUGACA
Chelmon rostratus (copperband butterflyfish) is the source of this 1035-nucleotide messenger RNA. It is a transcript of the gene bik, whose product is annotated as BCL2 interacting killer. Bases 103 to 582 code for a protein of 159 amino acids. The record is from RefSeq and is a predicted model, not a curated record. NCBI's taxonomy places the organism in Eukaryota, Metazoa, Chordata, Actinopteri, Chaetodontiformes, Chaetodontidae. The transcript is spliced from 6 exons.